Molecule: messenger RNA, 2330 nt
Organism: Symphalangus syndactylus (siamang)
Lineage: Eukaryota; Metazoa; Chordata; Mammalia; Primates; Hylobatidae
Gene: COMMD10
Product: COMM domain containing 10
Source: RefSeq, a predicted model, not a curated record
GUGGGAGGGACUCAGUGGGAGAUAAUUAAAUCAUGGGGGCGGUUCCCCCACGCUGUUCUAGUGGUAGUGAAUAAGCCUCACGAGAUCUGAUGCUUUUAUAAGGGGAAACCACUUUCACUUGGCUCAUUCUUGUCUGCUGCCAUGUGAGACAUGCCUUUUGCCUUCUGCCAUGAUUGUGAGGCCUCCCCAGCCACGUGGAACUAUGAGUCCGUUAAACCUCCUUCUUUUGUAAAUUGCCCAGUCUUGGGUAUGUCUUUAUCAGCAGCGUGAAAACAGACUGAUACAGGUGUCUAGACUGAUGAUGCCAUUCAUGCAGCAGGGAGGACUCUGGGAAGGCAAUGUGAAAUGAACAACUACGUGUUUACCAUCUAGAAGGCUGCUCUUCAGUUCCACUUCAAUUGAUUCUCUCACACCUAUGAGCAUGAAGAAAGCAGUGUCACUGAUAAAUGCAAUAGAUACAGGAAGAUUUCCACGGUUGCUCACUCGGAUUCUUCAAAAACUUCACCUGAAGGCUGAGAGCAGUUUCAGUGAAGAAGAGGAAGAAAAACUUCAAGCAGCAUUUUCUCUAGAGAAACAAGAUCUUCACUUAGUUCUUGAAACAAUAUCAUUUAUUUUAGAACAGGCAGUAUAUCACAAUGUGAAGCCAGCAGCUUUGCAGCAGCAAUUAGAGAACAUUCGUCUUAGACAAGACAAAGCUGAAGCAUUUGUCAAUACGUGGUCUUCUAUGGGUCAAGAAACAGUUGAAAAGUUCAGGCAGAGAAUUCUGGCUCCCUAUAAGCUAGAGACGGUUGGAUGGCAGCUUAACCUUCAGAUGGCUCACUCUGCUCAAGCAAAACUAAAAUCUCCUCAAGCUGUGUUACAACUCGGAGUGAACAAUGAAGAUUCAAAGAUAAGAAGAAAUAUUGGAAACAUUUGAGAGAUCAAGAAAUGGGUCCUCUAGGGAUGAGGAGACAUUCUGAAUAAACUCUGUCCUGUGUUCCUGCAUUUUGACUGCAACCCAUCACAUGGGGUCACUUAUGGAAUUUUCUGCUUGUAGUGUCAUGUCAGUGCUCAAAAACUUUCAGAUUUUGGAGCAUUCCAGAUUUCAGAUUUUCAGAUUAGGGAUGCUCAACCUUCACAAAGGGCCUUUAUAGGGAUUUUAAAUAUAUAGCUUGUUGUCUACUGAGUAGAAAGAUGGGCUGCUUUUGUUUUUCUCCUAACAAUAUUUUCAGCUUCUAUACUAACCAGUUCCAGAUGUUCCAUGGUAUAGAAAUAUUUAAUUUUCAUAUGAAAUUUAUGAAAGGAAAAUGCAUAGGAGGGCACUUUAGCAAAACAAUAAGACAAAACAGCUUUUGACAGUUGGUUUGCUAUUAAUGAGUACAUAGGAGUACACAGUAAAUGGAAGGCUCAUUUAGACCCUUAGAAUUUUUCUUAGCAGGGGGCCCUUUACCUGAAAUCAUGGUACUAGUUUAAGACUUCAUGUUCUUUUUUGUAAACACAUUUAAGGUGAUCAGCUCUUUUCAAAAUUAGGUUAAUUUUUCAGAAAGAAACAAUAUAUAAAAUAAAAGGAAUAUUAUGGUGGGUUCAGAUCAAUUUUAAUUGAAACAUAAGCAACAGAAAAUUUUAAGAUUCUUAUAUGUGGACCACUUUGUAUAAUGUGCCUACAAGGUAAAGAUUUUGUGGUCAUCUGAAUUUUGGGAGAAGUAAUUUUCCAAGAAUUAAUACUGAAGCUUUUUGAAUCACAGUUUUGUGUACCCAAUUUCAUUAUUUGGUUCUGUGCGAUAUAGAAUGUUCAAGGCUAACUAUAAUCAUUUUUGUCCAAUUUGUUUUAAAGAGGGCUCAGCAGCUCCAGGAAUGGUAUAAUGGCGAAUGAUGUUUACAUAUCAAUACAUAUCUACAAAUAUGAGUAUAUUUGAAGAAAAGCAAAUUCAUAUUGAAUUUAAAGGCAUAUAAAUUGGAUUUCUUUUCCAUUCAUGGACAUCUACUUGUUUAAAGAAUAAAAAUUAUAUUUUGAACACAUCCAAAACCUUUUUUCUUACUGAAUGUCAAUACUCUUUUCUAACAAUGUCUUAGAAUUUUGUAGUAUAUCUAUUCCUCCCCUAGAUAAGAUCUCUAGCACACUUACUCUCUUCCUCCCUGUUACUAUCCCAGAAUACUUUUGUAUUUUAAUUUUAGAUUAUUUCCUUUUAAAAUUAUGCAUAAAUAAUUUAAAUUUAGCUUACUACUUUUUGGACACUACUGUUGGACACCACCACAUCUUUUUUUCUCUAGAUUGAUUUUUUUUGUUUUACUGGAAUUGAUCAUUUAAUAAUUCGUGGAUUGUAUCUGAAGAUAUUAAACUGGCCUGUCUG